Molecule: messenger RNA, 1722 nt
Organism: Sycon ciliatum
Lineage: Eukaryota; Metazoa; Porifera; Calcarea; Leucosolenida; Sycettidae
Exons: 3
Coding region: 293-766 (157 amino acids)
Source: RefSeq, a predicted model, not a curated record
CAUGUUGUAGCUGGCUUGCUAGCUCCUUACCUGGCCUGCAUUGACUUUCUCGUGUUCGUCUACUAUUAUCUGAUGAGCUGCUGACUUCUGAGGUGUGCCCGAACGGCUCCGCUUGAACAUAAUAAUGAAUACAAGAAUCCAUCGUUCUAAUCGCAAAAGUUCUUUAGACUGCUUGUUUAUAACACAGUUUUUGCAGUCCACAACAGAGACACUUCAGAAAGCCACCUAUGCGUUUGGGUAAGGCCGACGUUCGACUCAUCAAGUUCGUACAUUUCCUUAGGAUCAAGAGAGCAUGGUUUACUUGGAGGGUAUGUAUAUUGAACGGAGGCUACCAAUACCAUGCUGCCGCUUAGGAAUACUGGCUGUGUUGUUGGGUCUGGUUGGCACAAUCUACAGCAAAUCGCUGGGCACCUCGCAAGGGCUAGGAAGUCGCCAUAUUGGAUCACUAACGGACCACUCCCGUCAGCAGCUCAUAGAACUGUACGGACUACAUCACGUCUUACAGCGCAACAGUGCCUUGGAACACUUCCGGCCAUGGCGCAUGCAUCGUGAUAGUGCAGUGUUCCCUGCAGACAAUGCCGAGAUGGCAGCAGACACAGAGGAUGAAGCUGACGAGAACAGGAAUGAGCUUGUAGAAGCUGACUGGCGUCCAGAUCUUCAGGCGGCUAUUGGAGAAAGUUGGAGUACGGAAGAAGAUGAACGAGACCAUUUAUCGGACGACAUCAAAGGUCAGCAAGAAUCCGAGAACAUCUUAAUGGAUUUGUGAAUGGGAGCCGCUGACGCUGUGCAAGAAUUGCUUCAAGGCCACAAUCUUUGCGAUCGCAGGGCUGAAGAACAAAGAGGAUUUCAGCAACAUAUUAUCGCAACUUGCCGGCAUAGAUAAUCUCAUGUCAACAUUCGCUGGCUCUUAAUUACAUGUACUGUAUGUAUUAGUAUUUCACCUCGUUAGCUCGAAUUGCCUACUGCGAAACUCUGGCAGUGUGGAUUAGAUGGUUUGGUGGUGCCCUCUGCGAUAGUGGAUGCGAAAUGAAGAGUUAUGGGUGCUGUCUACCGCAUCACUGCUCCUUGAAGGAGACCACUGACACCAGUGGAAAACUCAACACAGAAUUAAACAGUCAAGAAUGGCAGGACAGAACCAUAAUAUUAAAAAAAAAAAGGAAUUCAAACAUCCAAUAUCUAACAAGGAAACAACAUUUACUGACGUUUACGUGAACAUGUCAUUUUGAGUCAAUGUAUACCUACAUGUACAUGCGCCCAUUUUUGCAUCCCAUCACCCAACUCACACAAUGAUUUUCAUAUCACACUAUCAGCCUUUACACCUACUUGUAUAUGUGUGUAUGUACAGGUAUGUGCAUGUGUGUGCAUGUACAUGUACAUGUAUCUUUAGGGACUAGUCAAUUUUGCUGAUAUCCAAUUUAACCUAUGCAGCGUGAAACCAUCUUUCACAGUUACAGUACAGUUAACCUUCAGCACAAUGUACAUUGACAUGUACGUCUAAGUCUUUAUAGCCGAGGGUACUACAUUUAUAUCCAUGUCCAAAUGAUUGAUGGCAUAUUCUAGGUCCUGCAAAGCUGUACUCUAUACGCUGUGAACGUUAUAUCCGGGUAUAUGAAACAGAACUGCGUGGUUGUUUGUUUGUUUAGCUUAUUUUACUUCACCAUAGGCACAGGCAAAAUCUGCCGUCUCAUUGGGCGUAUUGCCACAGUUCGCGCAAAAUGAUGG